CUUCCUUAACGCAUCUAUAACAAGUAUUAUGUUGAAUCUCAUGACGCAAACUGGUUCAAUACUUCCUAAAGAAAUAGCGUGAAAUCGUGUUAGUAAUAGUUUAAAAUGGAUCUUCAUCACAAAGUCUGUGAUUCAUGGAAGUAGAUUUGCCUUUUUUAAUGACGUUCUAUGUCAGCGGAAAUAUAUUCCCAUUUUUGGGCGCACUUUGAGAUUUUUGAACUAGACUUUGGGUGCAGUUUGACGAAUUUUGAAUUUUUGUUGAAGUUUUUUUGACAGUUCCGGGCGCGACGAUGCAUCGUCAGGAGUAACCCCAAAAUGUUAAGUGCCCAAAAAUUUCAAAGUGCUCCCAAAGUAUUUGCUAGCUGGGUAUUGUCAUAGGCAGUUUGUUAUCCAUAAACUGAAGUUAACUUUGUCAAUUCAAGGUUGCUGAAGCAAAAGUGGGCUUUGUUCUUGACUUAUCAGAAAUUGUGAUUUUGGGUGCGCCGUAACUCAGCUACAUGUAGCUGACUAUUCCUUCUUAUUUAAAAAAAAUAUCCAGUCCCUAAUUUUCUAACUUUGGUCUAUGGGAGAACCGGUUCUGAAAAGUUCUGCAUUUGGAUUUCCAAUCGGUGUCACAAAAAUUCCUGUAUCGCUCUCCAGUCUAACUGAAGUUGAUGUCAAUGGUUUACCUAGACUACCACUGUCAGUGACAUGCUACGCAAGAUUUCGUCAGUUAUCACAUAUCAGACAUCCUAACUUAUGUCGAUACCUUGACGCCGUUAGAGAAAAAGGAGAAAUAAUAUCAGUUAUUUCUGAGUAUUACAGUACAAGCUUUUAUGAUUUAAGUGACCCUGUCACUAAUGUUAACUGGCUAUUACAUCGUUUCUACGAAUGCCUAUCUGCACUAGCUUUUAUGAAUGACAAUGGUUUGGUUCAUAGCUGUCUCACACCUGAAAUGAUCAUGCUUGAUCCUGAUGGGCAUGUCAAAAUAGGAGGAUAUGGAAUAUUUUAUGGCACAGAAUGGUGCGAUGCAAUUGAUUUUGUUCUACACAAUCCAGUGUAUUCUGCUCCUGAAGUAUUUCUGUUUCUGUGUAACCACACCAGAUAUCCAUCGAAAUUAGAAUGUUCAUUGAACUCUGAUAAAUGCUGGGUGAAGAUAGAAGCCGAUGUGUGGUCUCUUGGUUUGAUCUUUUUUGAAAUAAUUCACAGUAGAGAAUGCGCUAAUCCUUUACUUAAAAGUCAAAAUGACAAUAAUGGGACGAAAAUUCGAGUGAUUGAACAACUACUGAAAGGUCUUUGUCAAGCCGACCAUUAUCCAACAUUACCUGAAUUUUUGCAACUUCACUUAGCUAACAAUUUGCCUUCGGAACUGGCAACUUUUGAUCAACUAGUUCGCGAUUGCUUAAGGUUUAAUGCACUGAUAAGGCCUAGUCCGAGAUGUUUAAUGAAACAGAUGGAUAAAUUAUUUAUCAGUAAUUACAACAAAGAUUUGGCUGGAAAAUCGACACCUUACUUUCAAAAAACAUGGAAUCACUCUAAAAGAUUGGAAUUUCAACCUCACUCACUGACUUCGGAUGAAGACAAGAACAGUAUUCUUAAAGUUUAUAACUUUGUUAAUAGUAUUAAAGAUUUAUCAGAACUAUAUUACUAUUGGAAGUUAACCGGUGGAAGAAUUCAAACAAAUGUUCAAUCGGAUGUAAAGAGUAUUCGUGAUUAUAAUGAUUGUCGUAAACCAGAGUCAAUAAAAGAAAGCGAAUCAGUGCCUAACGAUGUGGAUUUCACUUAUUUACUGCCACCAAUCUUAAGAAUUCCACAUUACCUUGCAAUUGUUAAAUCAAAUUCUUCACGUGUAAUCUCUUCGGAAGAACAAUGGCCGUCAAAUGAGAUACGACAACCACGUACGUUCCAAUUAAAAAUCACGCCAUUGUCUAGUCGACGUUUUAUCGAGCGUAUAUCACGUACACCUCUUCAUAACUUGUACCCCUUACUAAUUUGUCGAGAUUUUAAGACAACUCAAACAGGAAACAAUAAUGUUUGUGCUGCACUAUACUCUUUUAGUAAAAACAACUCUAACCGUUCAGUACCAAGUGAAUUGCUGUCCACAUUACGUUCAUCAGUCAAACACAAUCCAGUCUUAUUGGAAUCGAACAAAAGUCGUCCAGAUUUUCUAAACUUGUUGUUUACUAAUGAUUUAGCUUGUGAUCUUGGCGUAGAUUGGUGUAUGUCAUCAACGAAUGAUGAUUAUGAGUCUAAUGUCAAUUCUAUCUCCCAACAACCAUUAUCAGUAAGGGAAACAGAUGUUGACUAUCAGAUUGUUCGUACACGUUUAUUCACACGAAUACUGAAUGGGUUACCUGCAACCAAACAAUACCUUCGUUUAGAAGCACGUAAAGAUAUACCACCAUUUUUACGUUGGAAGGUUUGGGCUGCUUUACUGGAAGUUUAUCCCAAUCGGGAAUUUGAGUCAUCCUACUUAAAGGCACUUUACGAAAUCAGAAAGUUGGGUUUGGAGGUGUCACCUACGGAUGAGUUCAAUAAUACUGAACAGAAUAACGAUAGUAAUAAAAACAGCGACUUUAACUGUGAUCUAUUAGAUGAAAAAGUACUUAAUCAAAUAUCAGUUGAUCUACCACGCUGUCAUGCCUAUGAUCCCUUAUUAGCCUCGCCAGUUGGACAGUCGGUUCUUCGUCGCGUUCUGAUAGCCACUCUGCUGAUGAAACCUGGUGCUUUGGAUUAUACUCAGGGUAUGGAUUCUAUUGCUGCUGUUUUGUGCGUAUUUGUUAUCCCGAUGAAGUUCUGGCUGCUGCCUGCCUAAACGCUUUUCUGUCAACCAAAUUACCGGGAUUUUUCUCUUCUGGGGGUCUAACGUUUGGUCUGAAAUCGUAUUUCAAUACACUUUUGCGGCUUUUGGCAUUUCAUUUACCCCGAUUAGCUGUUCGACUAGUUGAUAUCAAUGUACCUUUAAUUGGUCUGACUACCGGUUGGAUUACACGCUAUUUGCCCAUGCUAUGCCAUUAGACCGUGUAGAAUUGCUGUGGGACACAAUCAUGCCUGGUCCAGCCUCAUUAUCCAUGUUUUUCUACAUUGCAUUUUUUGUUCAGUUAGACAGACAAAUUAACUUUAAG
Heterobilharzia americana is the source of this 3104-nucleotide messenger RNA. Lineage: Eukaryota; Metazoa; Platyhelminthes; Trematoda; Strigeidida; Schistosomatidae. The record is from the annotation of a GenBank genome assembly.